UGCAGAGCCUGAGCCCCUAAACCCGGUUUUAGUCGGGAAUGUGCAGUGCCUGCGCCCCUAAACCCGGUUUUAGUACAGAAUGUGCAGUGCCUGAGCCCCUAGACCCGGUUUUAGUACAGAAUGCGCAGUGCCUGAGCCCCUAAACCCGGUUUUAGUCGGGAAUGUGCAGAGCCUGAGCCCCUAAACCCGGUUUUAGUACAGAAUGUGCAGUGCCUGAGCCCCUAGACCCGGUUUUAGCGCGUGGAUGGACGGGAGGGUCCCCAGGCGGGCGCAGGGCUCGGUUUCGGUUCCCAUCCCGGAGCUGCCAGGCCGGGCCUGGCGCGGCCCCAACAAAAGCCGCUGUGCCCUGGCUGACUUUAUUCGGGCUCCUCAUUAGCAUGGUGAUCUAAUUAGCUGAAAGCCCCAAUUAAAGCCAAACGCGAGCGGGUUUUUCUCCGGCAGCUUUCAGCGUGCCGGGAAAGGCCGAGGCGCUUUGGGGGGAGAAGUUCCCAAAUGAAUCAAAGAGCACCCGAGCGUCCCUUUGUGCCUCGCUCACACCUCCCCAUCCCCAUCCCCUCUUUUCUUCUCCUCACACCGAGCCGGCAUCGGGGGGAAAACCUUUUAAAGUCAGAACUUGUGCCUGAACCCGGCUCCUCUCGCAUAACUCGGGGCCCUUUUUAGCACUUAAAAAACACUCGCGGGUCACCGCGAUCCUUCUCCCCCCCCUUCCCGGCAGCUCCCCGCACCCCGCUCUCUUUUAAAGUCUUUGAGGAGAAGGUUUUGACGCGGCCGUGUUGUUAUCAGAUUGAUGGGCCGGGUUUGAUUGAAGCCCCUUUGUCAUGCAAAUGUCACGCCCGUGAUGGAUGAGCCCGGAGCCGGCCGCAAACUUCGGGAGCCCCGCGCUCAUUGGGCUGGGCCCGCUCCGCCCGCGGGGUCCCCCCCGGCUCGGCCGCGGUUCCGCGGGGUCCCCCAUGCCCGCCAGGAAGUUUCCCAGCUUUGACAUACUACCCAAAGGUUGUAGGGCAGGCGGCAUCGCCCCCAAAACGGGCUGACCCUCCUCCAUCACUGGCAGAUGGACAAUACCGCCAUGAACUCCUUCUUGGAGUUCGCAAUUUGUAACCGCGGCACCGCCGCCUUCCCGCACCACCCCGAGCCGGCCUCCCCUUCCUUCCCGCCGUGCUCAGGUAGCCCCGCUCCGAGCUCCGAUGGCCCCUUCGGCCCGCCGGCCCCCGCGCCCGCCGCCGGCCAUAUCCCCCAGCACGGCUUCCACCCUCCCUCCUCCUCCUCCUCCUCCUCGUCUUCCUCCCGCUUCGCCAGCCCGCCUUACCCUGCCCAGCCGGGCUACCAGCAGCUCUACCUGGGCCAGCAGGACGCGGACGGGCUCUUCUUCCAGGCGGCCUCGGGCUACGCCUCGGGCUCGCUGGCCGAGGGCUACUGCGGGCCCGCGGGGCACUUCCAGCCCGCGCUGGGCCCCGAGCAGCCGCUGGCCGCGGGCCCCGGCUACCUGCCCGGCCUCUACGGAGACCUGUCGGCCGCGCUGCUGGAGGAGCCGGAGCCUCCGGGGCACCCCGAGCCGGGCCCGAGGGCCGGGGCAGCGCAGACCUUCGAGUGGAUGAGGGUGAAGAGGAACCCCCCCAAAACAGGCAAAACGUCGGAGCUGGGGCUCCUGGGGCAGCCCAACGCCAUCCGCACCAACUUCAGCACCAAGCAGCUGACGGAGCUGGAGAAGGAGUUCCACUUCAACAAGUACCUGACGCGGGCCCGCAGGGUGGAGAUCGCCGCCACCCUGGAGCUCAACGAGACGCAGGUGAAGAUCUGGUUCCAGAACAGGAGGAUGAAGCAGAAGAAGAGGGAGAAGGAAGGGCUGGCCCCGGCCGCUGCCUGCAGGGCGGCCAAGGAGGCGGCCGAGGGCUCGGACCAGUCCUCACCUGAGGCCUCGCCCAGCUCCAGCUCCUCCUGAGAGCUCCGAGCGCCGCCGGGGGUGUCCCCGAGCCCCCGCAGGACCCUCCGGGCUGUCCCCAG
Messenger RNA from Haemorhous mexicanus (house finch), 2001 nucleotides. RefSeq names its product homeobox B1 (gene HOXB1). Gene Ontology annotation, molecular function: DNA-binding transcription factor activity, RNA polymerase II-specific; RNA polymerase II cis-regulatory region sequence-specific DNA binding. The coding region runs from base 1052 to 1939 and encodes 295 amino acids. Gene Ontology annotation, cellular component: nucleus. Gene Ontology annotation, biological process: regulation of transcription by RNA polymerase II. The record is from RefSeq and is a predicted model, not a curated record. Lineage: Eukaryota; Metazoa; Chordata; Aves; Passeriformes; Fringillidae. The transcript has 2 exons.